AUGUCCCACGAACUGCGCACGCCAAUGAACGGAAUGUUCUUGGCGUUGACGAUGUUGAUGAGGACCGAGUUGAAUGAGGAGCAGCGGGGAUACGCGUCCAUUCUGGAGGACUCAAUCUCCAUUCUACUGCAGGUUAUCAACGAUGUCCUCGAUUACUCCAAGUUGUCGUCUGGGUCUUUCUCGUUGAAUGCCGACGUGCUCAACGUUCCCAAUGUGAUCAAUGCCGUUGUGCGUAAUUGCCAGCCAGCAUUGAAGGCUGGGGUUGAGCUGAAGAGCACCGUCAGCCCAGGGUUCUCUCCUGAGGUGAAAGGAGACCCCUUGCGAUUCCUCCAAGUCUUACAAAACCUGGUUGGUAACGCAGUCAAGUUCACCGAGAGGGGACGCGUUCAGAUUGAUGCCAAACACACCGUCGACGAGAAUGAUCCUGAUAUGUACGUGAUUACCACGAAAGUGUUAGACUCUGGUAUCGGAGUCUCCAAUACAGCCGUGAACACUCUGUUCACUCCCUUCACAAGAUUUGCCGAUACAGCCACAAAAGUAUAUCAGGGAACUGGCCUCGGUCUCUCAAUUUGCAAGAGCCUUGCCGAACUCAUGGACGGAGCGGUUGGAUUCCACACCAACCCGGUUGGACCGGGCAGUGCGUUUUGGAUGACAGCCAAAAUGGCAGGCAUCUCACCAGUCGCCCAGGUGAAGCAGAGGCCCCCACUCGUCAAGGCACCACCACUUGAUUAUUGCGCAGCUCUCAAGAAAAUUGCAUCACAAAAGCACAUACUCCUGGUGGAAGACAACAAAGUCAACCAAACCAUCAUGAUCAAGCUCCUCAGCACACUCGGGUUCGAGUGCGUUGACGCAGCCUGGGAUGGGGCAGAAGCAGUUCGUCUGGUGAAGCUGAAACCCCUAACCUACAGCGUGGUCCUGAUGGACAUCAACAUGCCCGUCAUGGACGGCCUCACAGCCACAGAGCAUAUUCGUAAGAUGAAGAUUGAUGUGCCUAUCAUUGCAUUAACGGGUAAUGCUUUGAAGGGAGAUGCGGAGACUUACAUGGCCAAGGGAAUGAACGAUUACAUUGCCAAGCCACUUCAUCGUCAGCAGCUAGUGGAUAUGUUGUGGAAGUGGUGUGGAUCCUGA
Messenger RNA from Penicillium samsonianum, 1128 nucleotides. RefSeq lists its product as uncharacterized. The transcript has a single exon. Gene Ontology annotation, biological process: phosphorelay signal transduction system; phosphorylation. The record is from RefSeq and is a predicted model, not a curated record. Lineage: Eukaryota; Fungi; Ascomycota; Eurotiomycetes; Eurotiales; Aspergillaceae. Bases 1 to 1128 code for a protein of 375 amino acids. Gene Ontology annotation, molecular function: phosphorelay sensor kinase activity.